AUGGCUAUGCCACCUCCUUCAUCUUGGCGUCUCACAUCUAUGGGCAUGGACAGCCAGUUGUUAGACAGUCAGUUGGUAGACAGCCAGUUGGUAGACAGCCAGUUGGUAGACACACAAUUGGUAGACAGUCAGUUGGUAGACAACCAGUUGGUAGACAGUCAGUUGGUAGACAGCCAGUUGGUAGACAGCCAGUUGUUAGACAGCCAGUUGUUAGACAGCCAGUUGGUAGACAGUCAGUUGGUAGACAGCCAGUUGGUAGACAGUCAGUUGGUAGACAGCCAGUUGUUAGACAGCCAGUUGGUAGACAGCCAAUUGUUAGACAGCCAGUUGUUAGACAGUCAGUUGGUAGACAGCCAGUUGUUAGACAGCCAGUUGGUAGACAGUCAAUUGGUAGACAGUCAGUUGGUAGACAACCAGUUGGUAGACAGUCAGUUGGUAGACAGCCAGUUGGUAGACAGUCAGUUGGUAGACAGUCAGUUGGUAGACAGCCAGUUGUUAGACAACCAGUUGGUAGACAGUCAGUUGUUAGACAACCAGUUGUUAGACAGUCAGUUGUUAGACAGUCAGUUGGUAGACAGUCAAUUGGUAGACAGCCAGUUGGUAGACAGUCAGUUGGUAGACAGCCAGUUGGUAGACAGCCAGUUGGUAGACAGUCAGUUGGUAGACAGUCAGUUGGUAGACAGUCAAUUGGUAGACAGCCAGUUGGUAGACAGCCAGUUCGUAGACAGCCAGUUGGUAGACAGCCAGUUGGUAGACAGCCAGUUGGUAGACAGCCAGUUGGUAGACAGUCAGUUGGUAGACAACCAGUUGGUAGACAGCCAGUUGGUAGACAGCCAGUUGGUAGACAGUGGAGCGGAAUGCUAA
Messenger RNA from Haliotis rufescens (red abalone), 864 nucleotides. RefSeq names its product protein SON-like. The transcript is spliced from 2 exons. Lineage: Eukaryota; Metazoa; Mollusca; Gastropoda; Lepetellida; Haliotidae. The coding region runs from base 1 to 864 and encodes 287 amino acids. The record is from RefSeq and is a predicted model, not a curated record.